Molecule: messenger RNA, 633 nt
Organism: Centruroides sculpturatus (bark scorpion)
Lineage: Eukaryota; Metazoa; Arthropoda; Arachnida; Scorpiones; Buthidae
Product: KRAB-A domain-containing protein 2-like
Exons: 1
Coding region: 1-633 (210 amino acids)
Biological process (GO): DNA integration
Molecular function (GO): nucleic acid binding
Source: RefSeq, a predicted model, not a curated record
AUGUUCCUAAGAAGGGCAUUUCAUUACACAAAAUUGGUAGUUAAACCAAUUUUGUGUAAUGAAAUGAACUCAAAAUGUCACGUCGAUCUUAUAGAUAUGCAGUCGAAAGCCGAUGAGCAAUACAAAUUUAUACUCGUGUAUCAAGAGCAUCUAACAAAAUUCGUUCAACUACGACCGUUAAAAACCAAAAGGGCUGAAGUUGUAGCGUAUGUUCUUUUACACAUUUUUACAAUUUUCGAUGCACCAAGUAUUCUACAAAGCAAUAACGACAGAGAAUUCGCCAAUAAUGUCAUCAAAGAAAUGUGUAAUAUGUGGCUUGAGUUAAAAAUGGUGCAUGGAAAGCCCAGGCACUCACAAAAUCAGGGUUCGGUAGAAAGAUGUAAUCAAGACGUAGAAAAUAUGCUUAGUUCUUGGUUGGAGACUAACAAUACUAACAAAUGGUCGGAAGGAUUACGUUUUGUAAAAGUGAUGAAAAAUCGAGCGCAUCGUACUGAUAUAAACUGCAGUCCCUAUGAGGUCAUGUUAGGAGCAACGUUAAAAAUUGGACUAAAGAAUUUUAUACCCAACGAUUCGUUGGGUAUAAAAUUCUUUAGUCCAACUUUUAACUUUGCGAUAACGGCAGAGAAUCGUUGA